This is a messenger RNA of Culex pipiens pallens (northern house mosquito), 5331 nucleotides long. RefSeq lists its product as uncharacterized. The record is from RefSeq and is a predicted model, not a curated record. The coding region runs from base 1 to 5331 and encodes 1776 amino acids. Gene Ontology annotation, molecular function: nucleic acid binding; aspartic-type endopeptidase activity. Gene Ontology annotation, biological process: proteolysis; DNA integration. The transcript has a single exon. NCBI's taxonomy places the organism in Eukaryota, Metazoa, Arthropoda, Insecta, Diptera, Culicidae.
AUGGAUCAAGAUCGGUUGAAGUCCCUCACCAACAAGCGAGAAGUCAUCCUCGCGAAGGUGAAGUGGGAGCUGUCCGUCGCGAAAGCCAUCAAGGCCCGCAACCCGUCCCUCGGCGAAGUGGCGGAACGGCGGGACAAGUUGACCGGCCUCGCUCAGUGUUUUGACGACGUACAGACCGAGAUCGAGGAGGCCACGCCGAACCUGGAGGAGGUGGUCACGGUGUUCAACCACCGAAUCCUAUUCGAGGAGGCCUACUUCCAGAUCAAGGACAUCUACACGGAUUAUCUGGACCAGCAUGUGGAGGAGCCGGAAGUUAGGCCGGAAGACCGGCAGGACGAUCUGCGAGACGCCGUCAAGGCGCUCUUGGAAUCCCAGCAGCAGAUGCUGCUCGCGCAGUGCCAAAAACCACCACCGCAAACGCUGGCGCUAGCGGCGGGGAGCCAGGUAUCGAACCCGGUACCCCAGAACGUCGUCAAGCUGCCACAAAUCGACAUUCCGAAGUUCACCGGGGAGCGUAAGCACUGGCGCUCAUUUAAGGACCUCUUCGUGUGCACAAUUCACAGCCGUACCGACCUGCGGGAUUCGGUAAAGAUGCAGUACCUGUUCUCCUACCUGGACGGUGAAGCGAAGGGGAAAGUCGACUCGUUCUCGAUCAACGACGGCAACUACCGUGAGGCGUGGGACGCACUCGUGACCUACUAUGACAAACACAAAUACACGGUGUUUGCCCUCGUCCGGGAGUUCGUCGACCAGCAACCAGUCACCAACGCCAAGGAAUUGAAGCACCUCGUGGCCACAUCUGACGACGUCGUCCGCCAGUUGAAGGCCCUAGGACGGGAGUACGAGUCACGGGAUCCGUGGCUUAUCCACUUGCUGCUGGAGAAGGUGGAUCGAGAGACGCGCUCACUGUGGGCGCAGAAGAUCAUCACCGUGGAGAACCCGACUUUUGCAAACUUCCAAGAGUUCCUGGAGCAGCGGUGUGACGCGUUGGAGACGUGCUCGGCGUUCAGCAAGAAGACGGGCCCUGAAGUUUCGAAGAAGGAGUCUCAAAAGCCAACCCAAAGGAAAGUGCAAGCGUUCCACACGAGCGCUGCUGUGAGCUGCGCGAAAUGCAGUAAAGAUCACCCGACGUAUCACUGCGACCUGUUCAAGGCCAUGGACGUGGCCGGACGGCGGGAGCUAGUGCUCUCCAAAAAGCUGUGCUUCAACUGUCUGAAGCCGCUCCACACGGCGAACAAGUGUCCGUCGAAGUCAACGUGCCGCACGCCCGAUUGUAAGCAGCGACAUCACACGACGCUGUGCCAGCAGCGGCAGCAGCACAGUCAGGAACCGGAGAAGGCUGACCGCGACCAUCCUCCACGCCAACCCGAAGAGACGGAGGAGGCCUCGUCGGUCUCGGCCAACGCAGCUCAAGCCAAGGCAACCAAGUACGAACCGUCGUCGGUGGCACUGCUGCCCACGGUGAUCGCCAACCUGGAAGGGAAGGACGGGAAGUUGCACCAGGUGCGAUGUCUCGUCGACAGCGGAUCACAAGCGUCGCUGAUUACGGAGGCAUGUGUCAAGCGCAUUGGGCUGAAGCGCACGAACGCCUCCCUGGAAGUCACCGGAGUGAACGGAGAAAUCGUCGGCACCACGGCCGGCGCAGUCACGCUGGUGAUGUCUUCGCGUUUCGACGGAGAGACCAAGCUCACCACGCAAGCCUACGUGUUGGGAAGGCUGACGGCAACCCUGCCGAACCAGCGCUUCAACGUAGCAGACCUGCCCUUCCUGGAGGGGCUGGAGUUAGCGGAUCCGAGCUUCAACAGUCCAGGCGAGAUGGACGUUAUUCUCGGAGCAGAUGUCUUCCUGUCCAUCCUACAAGCCGGACAGGUCAAGAAUCGCCAAGGAAUCCCCGUGGCCCAGCGUUCCAUCUUUGGGUGGAUGGUAUCGGGGAAGAUCUCCCAGCCGUGUCGCACAAGCAGUCACCAUGCAGUUCUCAACGUCGCCCAGGAGUUUGACAUCGACCGCACCUUGCGGUUGUUCUGGGAGGACCAGGAGAUCCCUGAAGGCAAGCUGCUGACAACCGAGGAGAAAAGGGUCAUCGAACACUUCGAUUCGACUCUCACGCGCUCAGAGAAGGAUGGCCACUUUAUCGUCAGACUCCCCCUCGACGAUUCAAAGUGCAAACUGGGAGAAUCGCUCAACGCAGCAACCAAGCGCCUGCGGGCCAUGGAACGCAAGUUCCAACGGGAUCCCAACUUCAAGGAACGGUACGUUGCCUUCAUGCGCGAGUACCAGAAGCUGGGCCACAUGGAGGAAAUUCCCGAGACGGAGGUUCAAGCAGACUGCACCAAGUCCUACUACCUCCCACACCACGGGGUCGUGAAGGAGGACAGCUCCACGACCAAACUCCGGGUCGUUUUCGACGGCUCUUGCGCCACCACGACCGGGGUCUCACUAAACGACCUACUCUUGAACGCACCCAACGUCAACGCAGAUCUCUUCGAUGUGCUGCUGCGAUUCAGAACCUACCCGGUAGUGUUCACGGCGGAUGUUGAAAAAAUGUACCGCCAGGUCUGGGUGCAUCGUGACGACACGGACUAUCAGCGCAUCGUCUGGAGAGAGUCGCCCGACGAACCGAUCCGGCACUUUCGUCUGCUGACCGUAACGUACGGGCUGAAGAACUCCGGGUUCCUGGCGAUGUCAGCGCUCAAGAAAGCAGCAGAGGACUUCGAGCAGCAAUACCCUGGGGCUGCUGAGCGGAUCAAGGAACACACGUACGUGGACGACCUGGUCUCCGGUGCAGAUUCGGCGGCAGAAGCAGCGCGGUUGGUGGAGCAGAUCGACGAGAUUGCUGGUAAGGCCGGCUUCACUCUCCGCAAGUGGUGCUCCAACGUGGACGAAGCGCUUCUACCCCUCGCCGACGUGAAGAACGCAGCGGUGCCAAUCCAGUUCCCCGACGAACGCAACGCCAUCAAGGCGCUGGGGAUCCACUGGUUGCCGCAAGAGGAUGCGUUCACCUUCAAGGUCAACAUGAAAACGGAUGGACCCAACACGAAGCACCAGUUACUGUCCGACUCGGCGAAGCUGUUCGACCCCAUCGGAUGGCUGGCGCCAGUGACAGUGCGAGCGAAGAUCCUGUUUCAACAGUGUUGGCUGUACGACAUGAAUUGGCACGACCCGCUGCCCGCCGCGGUCGAGCAAAUGUGGAUCGAGUUUAAGGAGAACCUGCCGCGCCUGGAGCAGGUCAAGAUACCAAGGUGGAUGUCGAGCUACAACGGACGCGUCGAGCUACACGGCUUCUCGGACGCCUCCGAGGAAGCCUACUCUGCCGUCGUCUACAUCCGAACGUUCAACGAGAUUGACGGUGCCUACGUCAACUUAGUCGCGGCCAAAACGAAGGUCGCACCAAUCCGGCAGGUUUCACUACCUCGGCUGGAGUUGAACGGAGCGUGGCUCCUAGCAAGGUUGAUGAAACGGGUGGCCAAGGCGUUCGAGCGGUUCAAGGUGGAGAUGUUUGCGUACACAGAUUCAACAAUCGUUCUGCACCAACUUGCUAUCCACCCACGCAAACUUGACACGUACGUGGCCAACAGAACGGCAUCGAUCCUGGAGGUACUGCCACGGUCUCGCUGGUUCCACGUCAAGUCAGAAGAGAAUCCAGCCGACUGUGCCUCCCGUGGAAUCUCACCGGCGGAACUGGUCAAUCAUCCCUUGUGGUGGUUCGGCCCGCCGUGGCUGAAGGCACAUGCGUCAACCUGGAAGCAUGAGAUGCCUGACGAGGAAUUCGACGAAGCAACGCUGGAGGUACGCAAGAAAUUCCGAACGUUCAACAUUGUGGUCAGACUACCAAAAACCACGUACGAAGAGGAGAAGCAGAUUCUUGAGAAGCGUUCUUCACUGCUUGGAGCGUGCCGACAGCUGUCACGGGUCAACCGGUUCCUCUACAACCUGCGACCGGGAAACAAAGAGAAGCGUUCCGGUUCGAUCGCCCCGGCUGAGCUGCACAGCGCGCGAAUGCAGUUCGUAAGGCUGGCUCAGCACGACGUCUUCCAGAAGGAGAUCAAAACCCUCGCCGCGGGUCGCGAGGUUUCACCGAAGUCGAAGAUUGCCAACCUGUACCCGUUCCUGGACGGCGAUGGAACGCUCCGAAUUGGCGGUCGUUUGCAGCAGUCGUCCCUACCGUUCGAGGUCAAGCACCCGGUGAUUCUUCCCAAGGAUCAUCGAUUCACGAAGCUGCUGGUGGAGGAGCUCCACUCGCAGAACUGCCACGCCGGACCAUCGCUCUUGACUGCUACGGUCAACCAACGCUAUUGGAUUCAAGGCUGCCAAUCGGUAAUCAAGCAGGUGAUUCACAACUGUGUGAAGUGCCGUCGUCUGAAGGCCAAGACGGCGCAGCAGCUGAUGGGUAGCCUCCCUGCAGCUCGAGUCACGGCGUGCCGGCCAUUCACUCACGUGGGGGUGGAUUACGCCGGGCCCAUACAAGUACGCUGCAGCAACACCCGAGGAACACGCUGUAUGAAGGGGUACAUCGUCGUGUUUGUGUGCCUCUCAACCAAGGCCGUUCACCUGGAGGCGGUCAGCGACCUCACGUCGCAGGGAUUCAUUUCCGCACUCAAGAGGAUGAUCGCACGUCGCGGUUAUUGUUGCGAAAUCUGGUCGGACAACGGCACUAAUCUGGUUGGUGCGGACCGACUGCUGCAGGAGAUCUACGAAGCGAUUAUGGCACACAGCAAGGAAGCCGAGCAAUUCCUCUGCAAUCUCGGCAUCAAGUGGAAGUUUAUUCCGCCGGCCAGCCCUCACCAGGGUGGCAUCUGGGAAGCAGCCGUCAAAAGUGCUAAGAGCCUGCUGCGUCCAGUCGUUGGGAACGAAAAACUGACGUUCGAAGAACUCAGUACGGUGCUCUGCCAGAUCGAGGCCUGCUUGAAUUCGAGACCACUCUGCCCGUUGUCAACAUCACCGGACAGUCUCGAAGCUCUGACGCCGGGGCACUUUCUUGUGGGCCAGCCGUUGAACAUGAUUCCAGAGCCCGACGUCAUGCACUUGAAGAUGAAUCAGCUCGAUCGUUGGCAGAAGAUGCAGCGCUACUCCACCGAGUUCUGGAACCGCUGGCGUGACGAAUACAUCGCGACGUUGCAGCCGAGAGGAAAGUGGCGCGCAAGUGAGGAGAACAUCAAGCCGGGGCAACUGGUCCUGGUCAAGAAUGACAACGCUCCACCAUCCGCCUGGGAGCUGGCCCGUGUCGUAGCAGUUCAUCCGGAUCGAGCAGGACUUGUUCGGAACGUGACGCUGCGUCGUGGGAAGCACGAGUACCAACGCUCGGUGCAGAAGAUCUGUCCGCUUCCGAAUUGA